Penicillium crustosum is the source of this 924-nucleotide messenger RNA. RefSeq names its product eukaryotic translation initiation factor 4E. The transcript has 4 exons. Gene Ontology annotation, molecular function: RNA 7-methylguanosine cap binding; translation initiation factor activity. Gene Ontology annotation, biological process: translational initiation. Lineage: Eukaryota; Fungi; Ascomycota; Eurotiomycetes; Eurotiales; Aspergillaceae. Gene Ontology annotation, cellular component: eukaryotic translation initiation factor 4F complex; cytoplasm. The coding region runs from base 1 to 924 and encodes 307 amino acids. The record is from RefSeq and is a predicted model, not a curated record.
AUGGAUAAUGCAAACCUGUGGACCCGCCGGACAAACUCGUCCAAGUUGUCCCUGUCUACGUCCGGAGCGGACGCGAAAGACAGUGCCCGUGUCGAACUGCCCCGCCCAUCGAAGCGGUUCGGACCCGACAGCUCGCAUGGCCGCUCGAAUCCAUUUAACGCAAUAUCCCCAUUAUCCGGCGGCGUUUCCUCCCCAUCCACUAAUGCCUCCUCCGCCUUCGGCCUAGGGUCCGGCGCAUUCGCCUCUUUCGGUGCGCCGAAGACUCCCGGUGGCUCCGAGUUGAAAACACCCGGACGGGAGGUACCUUUGGAACACGAUGAGGCUACCCGCAAGGCCUUUGAGAACCAAUCCGUCGCUGCUCCUGGUGAGCACCCGUUGAAGUCUACGUGGAUCUCCACCGUGCCGCUCGCUUCGAUAUCUUCGGUCGAGAGCUUCUGGGCGGUGUACUCUCAUCUUAAACGUCCCUCUCUUCUUCCUACGGUUUCCGACUACCAUAUCUUCAAGAAGGGGAUUCGCCCCGUCUGGGAAGAUGAGGCGAACAAGCGGGGAGGUAAGUGGAUCGUACGUUUCAAGAAGGGGGUUUCCGAUCGAUACUGGGAGGAUCUCCUCUUGGCUAUGGUUGGGGAUCAGUUUGCGGAGGCCGGAGAUGAAGUCUGCGGCGCUGUGCUGAGCGUGCGGGGUGGUGAGGAUGUUCUGAGUGUUUGGACGAGGAUCGACGGGGGGGCGCAACAUCAAGAUCAGCGCCUGCUUUCUUUCCCGGCAGACACCAACAUCAUCUGGAAGAGCCACGACGACAGUAUUGCACAGCGUUCUGCUAUUGACCAGGCUCGCCACGACAAGACUGCUACUGGCACCGGUCAUCAAGAACGGCGGCGUACAGGCCAAGAUGACUCGGACAAGGCUAAACCGGCUGUGGCCCUAUGA